Messenger RNA from Ruditapes philippinarum (Manila clam), 4602 nucleotides. RefSeq names its product J domain-containing protein DDB_G0295729-like. The transcript has 5 exons. The record is from RefSeq and is a predicted model, not a curated record. Lineage: Eukaryota; Metazoa; Mollusca; Bivalvia; Venerida; Veneridae. Gene Ontology annotation, biological process: signal transduction. Bases 816 to 2798 code for a protein of 660 amino acids.
AAACGGAUCUUGUUUCUUCAGUGUAUACCAUACAACAUGGAACAGUAUCUGCCUACAAAGCUACGUUGAUUGAAAAAUGUUACAUUUGUGGAAACUAAGUGAAAAUAUUUAUUUUAUUUCUGAUUGAUCUUUGUUAUGGAAAUAACAAUAGUUUAAGCUCUUUAAAUGAAGGAAUAAAAGCCUGCAAGGUGUGUCAGAGGUAAUUUUAUAGUGACUGACUUUUGAUGGAACAUUAGAUGCUAUUGAUAUAUAAUAUGGAGGAAUUAUAAUGUUUAAGGUGAUAAUACCAGGCCUUCCAUAUCAGCAGAGAGAUUUCGUUCUGGUUCCCAGCAUCUGUCGGAUCUAUGGUCUUUACAGUCAUUGUUAUUCACUGAUGGAGAAUCAGACAUUAUACAAGUAAUACAGUGAGAGUGAAAUGUUCAAUUAUCCAUUUAUGAGAUAAAAUUAGUUGAAGUGAUUCAAUUGUUUAACCUCAUUGCUGAUAACAGAAUCAGUUUACAUUGCUUACAUCAAUUAGUGCGGAGAUAACACUGUCUCAACCAGGAAAAUAUCUCCCCUUCAUAAAACCCUAGCACAGUCACGUUAAACGAGCAGUUUUUGAAGGACAGAAAAAGAAAUGUAAAAUUCAUUGCUACAAGUGUCUCAUUUCUUUAUUUGGCUUUUAAAAAAGUGAUUUUAGUGUUUUUUAACAUGGAGAGAUAGAGAGGUAAAACUGGAUAUAGAAGAUAGUCAUGAGUUUUUUAGACUGCAAGAAUAUUUUAAGGUAUUUGACUUUUAAGAUUUUACAAGUAUAUUUUAAAACAUAGAAUAUAAAAAUGGAGUUGAAGAUAUGGGUAGAUGGUAUAAAGCGAGUGGUGUGUGGGGUAACUGAUCAUACAACCUGUCAGGAUAUAGUCAUAGCUCUAGCUCAAGCAAUGGGCAGGACGGGAAGGUUUACACUGAUUGAAAAAUGGCGGGAAAAUGAGAGGCCACUUGCACCAACCGAAUGUCCGCUUUUAGUGUUACAGAAGUGGGGCGAGUUUGCUAGUGAGGUGAAACUUAUGUUGUAUGAAUCAGGUACAAGAAGAAAACAAAAACAAUCUGAGAAGGAAAAUGUUCAGAAACCUCCUGAUAGGUUCACACAUAAUUUUACACCACCAGUGAAAACAAGUGAAGCUGUGAUUCGAAGGUCAUUGACCUUCAGUGGUGGUUUAAAACAAGACUCUGGUUUAUAUAGAAGACCUGAGGGAAUUCAGUUUCAAAGACAAAUUAAUCCGGAGCCUGUAGGUAAUGGUAGACAAGGUAGACUGUUACAAGUUCCGGAGAAAGUUACCAGUGAUGGAAAUUCGUGGUCAAGUUCGUCAUCUUUGUCAUCUCAAAACUCUGCAUCAGCACAACAACAACAACAACGACGGAGAUCAUCAUCACAUGACCGUGUGACAUCACAUGAUCGUCAAAGACCUUCACCAUCAUUACAGCCUAAUCAAACUGUACAGUAUGGUGGAUACGGACACCAAAAUACUCAACAAAUUCCACAGUUACCACAGAAUGUGCCACAGUUUUCAAACCAAGGACCACAAUUCCAUCAAGUAACAAAUCAGAGGCAUCCAAGCCAUAACCCCAUUCCUGUAAAUAAUUCUUCAAUUCCGAGCAACUCAACUCAACAAAACCAUAAACAUUCCAUUCAUAAUCAACCUAAAUACACAAAUAAUGUGCCAUUAUCAAAUGGACCAGUAAAACCAUUGACUAGACCUGUAACUAAUGGACCUAUUCAUUCAUCAGCAUUUUCUCCAGUGCAGCCACAUAAAAACAGUUUCGAGGGUAAAAGUGAAUCUCCAAGAAUCUCUAAUAUGGAUAUUCCUAUAUAUACUGACCAUAGAAAAUCUAGUCAUAAACAUGACCUUGAAGAAUAUGAUUUAGAUAGUAAUUUUCCUGAUGUUGUCAAGGAAACUGGACAAGAUCGCCUCAUUGAAGAGUUUCGAAUGCCAGGCGGCCCUAGUCAAGGGCAACAUAGGAACUUAAUGAGCAGGGAAGAAGAGGAAAGAGUGAAAUUACUUCGUUUGGUGACGAUGCAAAAUGAAAGAAUUAAAAUGCAAGACUCUCAACUUGAAAUCAUUGACACAGAAAUAAGCUCAAGGGAACAAAAGCAUGAAGAUUUAAAACUUGAAAUUAACCAUGUUACAGAGGAACUGGCCAAACUUUCAGAACUCAGUAAACUUAAAGAGGAAGAAUUAUAUAAACUUGACAACGGAACUUUGAUAGAUGAAAUAGAACAUGAAAAACAAGUGGAACGUGAGAUUAGAAAUGAAAUAUCUGCCUUGAGAUCAAGACUUGUAAAAUGUGAAAACGAUUUACAUCAGUUUCAGUCCAAGGUUCAGACUUGUGGUAAAGAUUUAGAAAAUGAACAAGAAGUGCUUAAGGCAGACGAGAAACGACGUAGAGAAGAAGAGGUAAAAUUAGAAGCUGAGAUUUCUGAACUUAGAAAAGAAGUAGAUGUAAGAUCUAGAGAGGUGGAAGAGAAGACCAAGCUGUAUGAUAGUGUAGAGAGUGAGCUUAAAGAUGUAAGUGAACAGUUGAAUCAGAAAACUGAAGAUUUAACAUCCACAGAGAAGGAACUUCAGCGUGAAAAUCUCAAGUUUUUUCAGCAUCCACAAAGUACGGAAAAUUCCUCAGUGACAAAUUCCAACAAAACAGAAGGGGAAGCAGUCAUCAAGGUCCUGGAGGGAAGUGUCACACCAAAGUUGAAACGUAAUCGGGUAACCCCUAGUCCCCUUGCUGUUCUAGAGAUGACCAAAAAAGAAACAGGAGUAUGGGUCUGAUGUAUAUCUAUGCAAUUAGACUUUAUGCACCAGUCAAACAAAUGAAGCCUUGUCAUUGGUCAACUUCAAAUGAUGGUCAAGAAACAAUCAAAUCAAUGGCUAGAUUUUUAAGAUUAGUUGCAUUGAAUGUUAAUUAGGACCCUUUCGUCUUAAGAUAUUUUGGUGAAGAAAGUUGGACAUCACAAUCUAAAUCUGUGAAAUAGACAUUCAAGUACAGCACAUCAGAAGAAUGGCAUAUCAGUGUUUCUAGACAACUAUACAUGGGCAGAUAACUUAACAAUACCUUCCAAAUCUACUUUGUAUUGGUUGACGAUCAUAAUAUGUGCUCUGCAUUUAUAGGUUGUGAAAUCAAACAUCUAGCCCAAAUAAAUCCCUGCAACUUAACGUUACACUUGAUCUAAUACAUCAAGGGAUUGGAUCAAUCAAAGUGAGAAGAACUUUGUUACCAGGCACAGUUUACAGUACCAACUAAAUUGUACUAAAAUACCUUUCCAACUGUGAAGUAGUUAUUCUAUUUUUCGUUGAUCUUGAACAAAAUAAUUUUCGAUCUUAUUUUUUACAAGAUAUAACUUAUGUUCUGAGGAAUUCACAUUUUUGUAGAUUUGAUUCAAGGAGAUAGAAUUAAUUAGUUUUUACUAUAGUUUGUCUCCCUUUCAUAAGAUGUUAAUAUAUUUUACACAGUUUGGAAAGGUAAAAUGAUGAAAUAUGUUAAGAUUAUACAUCUUGUAUUAAAUUACCUCAAGUCAUGUGACCAGUAAGGAACUUGUUCAUGACAGUUACCAUCACUGUAAAUAACCACAUGUUAAUGUUUUAUUUUUCUGUAUCUAUUUGUCAUCCACACAAGUUUUUAUUUCCGACACUUCUAUAAGACAGGUAUUUUAAUUGUUUUAUAAUUGUCAAGGUAUGAAAUAGAUUUACAUUUUUACAAAAAUGUUAUGUAUAAUUAUGUAAUAUUAUAAUGUAUAACAGGUGGCGUAUAUUAAAUGAGGAAGAGAGGUCCUCUGAUUUGCGACAAAUUUUGAAGUAAUAUAAGAAGAAAAGUAUUUUAUGAUAUAUUUAUAUCCCGUUCUCUCCACAUAAUAAUUAUUUUAUUUUUAAGGGCAGAGUGAUAGAGCGGUAACAUUUUUAUUUGGAUGAAAUGGAAAAUUUAGAAGGCACCAUUGUAAUCGAAGCCAGAGUGGUGGCCUAGUGGCUAAGGUGUCAGUCUCUCAAACAAUGGAUCAUGGUUUCGAGCCCUACUAGGGUCACAACCAUGCUUCCUGAUAUGAUACCAGCACUGGUUAGUUCCAGUAAGCACACUCAAACAUGAUUAAUAUGAGUUACAAAACUUGUUUCGCAAUCAAGUUAAAAUUAUUACAUGUAUGUAUAUACUAAUCCAAGCCAGAUCAAUUACACAAUGCAGCAUGAUUCAGUGUUCAACGUUUUAUGAACAAGUGUGGUAAAAGUUUGUAACAUGAAUUGAAAUAUUUCAAAAGGAAUAUUCUUUAAUAUUGUUUAUAUUGAUUCCACAUUAAGUAAAGCAAACCUCAGCCACAGUUAACUUCUAUCUGCUAAUUAACAAAAUACAUGAUUAUUUUAAUUUUGUUUCUGGCUUUUCUUGUACAAAAUCUUUAAUUUACUGCCUCUUAAGCAGCACAAAGUGAAGAUUAAAUAAUCAAUGUUUUUUUGGGGGUCAUAUUUCUUUAAUAUAAGAAAUCCAGAUAUUAUUUGUUUGUAGAAAAAUGGAGUCCAGUCGAUUUUGGCAAACUGUACUACCAAGCUUGUUCUAGCAUUUCUGUUUCUUUGACUUUCUGUUAAUUGUUUA